Grus americana (Whooping crane) is the source of this 1232-nucleotide messenger RNA. RefSeq names its product thioredoxin related transmembrane protein 3 (gene TMX3). Bases 56 to 1123 code for a protein of 355 amino acids. Gene Ontology annotation, cellular component: endoplasmic reticulum. Gene Ontology annotation, biological process: peptidyl-cysteine oxidation. The transcript is spliced from 15 exons. The record is from RefSeq and is a predicted model, not a curated record. Gene Ontology annotation, molecular function: protein disulfide isomerase activity. NCBI's taxonomy places the organism in Eukaryota, Metazoa, Chordata, Aves, Gruiformes, Gruidae.
GUCGACGCCGCCGCGCGCCGCUUCCCGUUCCGGCUGCGCUGGGACUCCUGUCAACAUGGCAGCGGCGGGUGGCCGGCGGCGGUGGUGGUUCCUCUGGGCGGCAGUGGCUCUGCAUGUGGUGGCGUCAGGUGCGGGAUUUGUGGAGGAUCUAGAUGAGUCGUUUAAAGAAAACCGUAAAGAUGAUAUUUGGCUCGUAGAUUUUUAUGCACCUUGGUGUGGCCACUGCAAGAAACUGGAGCCUGUGUGGAAUGAAGUGGGUAUAGAAAUGAAAAAUAUGGGCUCUCCAGUAAAAGUUGGGAAGAUGGAUGCAACUUCCUUUUCUAGUAUUGCAUCUGAAUUUGGAGUGCGAGGCUAUCCAACAAUUAAGCUCUUAAAAGGUGACUUGGCAUACAACUAUAGAGGACCUAGAACUAAAGAUGAUAUAAUUGAAUUUGCUAAUAGAGUAGCAGGACCUCUUAUCAGGCCACUUCCUAGCCAGCAUAUGUUCGAGCAUGUGCAAAAGAGACAUCGUGUACUCUUUGUGUAUGUUGGUGGUGAAUCUCCUUUAAAGGAAAAAUACAUUGAAGUUGCUUCAGAACUAAUAGUUUAUACAUACUUUUUUUCUGCCUCAGAAGAUGUGUUGCCUGAGUAUGUGACAUUGCCUGAAUUACCUGCUGUUGUGGUCUUCAAAGAUGGAACUUACUUUGUUUAUGAUGAGUAUGAAGAUGGUGAUUUGUCAUCCUGGAUAAACAGAGAAAGAUUUCAAGGUUAUCUUAAUGUAGAUGGCUUUACACUGUAUGAACUUGGAGAUACAGGAAAACUUGUGGCUAUUGCAGUCAUUGAUGAUAAAAACUCUUCAGUGGAACAUACCAGGCUAAAAUCUAUUAUUCAGGAAGUUGCUAGAGAUUAUCGGGAUCAUUUUCACAGAGAUUUCCAGUUUGGUCAUAUGGAUGGAAAUGAUUACAUUAAUAGUUUACUAAUGGAUGACUUGACAAUCCCUACUAUUGUUGUAUUGAAUACCUCCAAUCAGCAGUAUUUUCUACCAGAUAGACACAUUGAGAACACAGAAGACAUGGUUCAGUUUAUUAACAAUAUCUUGGACGGUACAGCUGAAGGACUUAAGAUUGCAAGGUCUGAAGAAUGAACUUUUGGAAUCAUAACUGAAAAGUGUCAGCAGUUUUGACAUGGUUCCAUUUGAAAUUUCAGGCACAGGGUGGUGAUGGACUUCUGCAACGAAUCAAGAGAAUAAUCUA